Molecule: messenger RNA, 1122 nt
Organism: Klebsormidium nitens
Lineage: Eukaryota; Viridiplantae; Streptophyta; Klebsormidiophyceae; Klebsormidiales; Klebsormidiaceae
Source: the annotation of a GenBank genome assembly
AUGCCGGACAUCAGCGAGGAGACGCUGCGGAAGCUGCUCAAGGAACACCGAGAAGCGGUUGGGCAGAAGGAAAGGUCCGGCCUAUCGCAGGACGUUCUUGUUAUGCUGCCGCUGGGGAGGCCCUACCCUACGACACACGAGGCUGUUUUGAGCAAGUUCCAGGGCUUGCUGAAGGAGUUGGAGGGCAAGAAAUUCGAGAACGAGGCCCGAUGUCUUGACGUCUUUGUACUAGGAAGGGAGUACGGUUCCCAACUCGAGAUGGUCGGUAACCUUGCCUACGCAAAGACUUUGUACAAGGGCGCCCUCCAGGUGGCACGGAAUUCCGCGGGCAAGAAAGCGCUGGCGCGAGUUUACGGGAAGCGGUGCAAUGAGGGCAUCCUGCUGCAAUACCUGGGCCUCCUCUCUAAGAAGCAGAGAAGGUUAAAAAAGGCGGAAGAGUACUAUCUGGAGGCUCUGGAAGUGCCGGGAGUUACUCUUGCGCUGAUGGACACUGUGAUUCACCAAUUGCAUAUGCUCUACAUGAACACAGGCGAUAUCGUCAAGGUCAAGAACACCCACAAGAGAAAAAUCGACAAGGCGUACGACUGCCUCCAGCGGGGCUACUCCAUCGCCUGCAAGGUUCGAGAGCCAAACUAUGCGGAGAGCACUUCUGGGAAUCCCACUGCCGCUUUUCUAGGUCAUCCUGCGUACCGGACCGUCAAACAGCAACACCUGCAAGCGCAUAUGCUGGCGUUCAUGGGGCGCAUCCGCUUUCACCAAGGGCGCGACCAAGAGGCCCUGCCGUUUUUUGAGCGGGCGUUCAGCAUGCCGUACGAGCAGCAAAACCCGGACAUGGCGGUCUACAUGAACGACUACGGACGGAUUGACACGGCGAUCGAGUGCGUCGCCGCCGCUAGAAAGUCCGCCCGGAGUAACGUGUUCUCGGACAUCGGACGUCAAACGACGGGUGACGUGGUACGGCCCGACUUCAACAUCACGUGCGGAGCGUGCGCAAAGACGGAAGCGGAGGGCACGAAAUUCAAGGUUUGCAGUAAAUGCAAGCGGGUCAAAUACUGUUCGGCGGAAUGUCAAAAGAACGACUGGAAGGCCCACAAAAAGAUUUGUCGGCCCCUCCCAGUAUAG